GCCAUGGUUGGGUCGCGUUGCAGUUAACCUGACGUGCCUGCUCAACACCAAGCGCGAUUCCACGUGACAUUUACAUCAUAUCACAAUGACUUUGUUGCAAUAUUAGGUAUACUCCAUUUAUUUUUUCUUCGGCUCAUACAGGUUCUCAACUCCAGAUUCCAUCUGCAAGAAGAUCCUCCUGGGGUGCAUGUAUCUCGGCAGGGCUGACAAUGGCCAAGAGCGUGUUCAACUACCAUCUCCGAUCUGGGGUCAAGACUCCAUUCUGACAUGCUUCUCAUCCAAUGACCCAUUCACUGGUUCUGUGCCAGGCUCGGUCGGCUUCACAACCGCCGCGGGUCUACAUUUCCCCGCAUCUGGUCGGUUGAACAGGCAGAAGAUGCCGGUUGAUAUACGAGGAAGAGUCAUACCUACAUAUAUACACCUCAAAAGUUCGACUGUCAGCAAUGAGCAUGUAAGAUCACCUCGCCUUCUUCGUCUCUAACCAUGGCUUAUACACACCAAGACUCGACAUCAACCAACGUCGAUCCCACCACCCUCCCUCCCUUGGAUCUCCCUCAUGGUGUCACCUCUCGCUUCGUCGAUACGACCCCUCACAGCCUCGUCUUCCACAUCCUAGAAUCAGUGCCUCAUAUCCCCUUCUCUUCACACAAGCCAAAACUCAUCCUCCUCGCCCACGGAUUCCCCGAAAUCGCCUACUCAUGGCGCAAGAUCCUACCUCUUCUGUCUGCGCAAGGCUAUCAUGCUGUGGCCUUCGACACCAGAGGCUACGGACGGACCUUCUCUCGCAAACCCCUUGACGCACUGUCGUUCCGACCCCUCAAUCUCAUAAAAGAUACCGUCACCCUGGUCCACGCCUUGGGUUACACGUCUGUGACCAGUAUUGUUGGACAUGACUUUGGAGCCGUGACGGCCAGUCUAUGCGCUCUGGCACGACCUGACCUGUUCCAGUCACUCGUCCUCAUGUCGCACCCGACCAAAGGACCUCGACACAUUCCACUGUCCACAUCGCCAUCCUAUGGAACCGCCGCAUCACCUCCGCCACCGUCCAUCGACAUUCAAAAAGCCCUUGCGGAACUGCCCCGCCCUAGAAAACACUACAAAUGGUACUACUGCACAUCUCCCUCCAACAAUGACAUGACCAAUCCCACCGGUCAGGCUCUGCACACCUUUCUCCGAGGCUACUUUCAUUUGAAAUCCGCCGACUGGGACACAAACGCCCCACACCCUCUCAAGGGAUGGACUGCCGAAGAACUGGCCCUGAUGCCCCGGUAUUACAUCAUGGAUCUUGCCGAUAAUAUGCGCGAAGCCGUCGCUCGUGACAUGAAGGAGGAAAACCCGGAUCAAGUCGCUACCCGUGCCGCUCGUUGGCUCCCUGACCACGAACUCGCGGUCUAUGUCGAUGAAUGGUCUAGGAUUUCGUUCCAGGGCGGCCUGAACUGGUAUCGUGUGCAGACACAGCCAGAGAUUGCCUCUGACGUAGAUGUGUGGGCCUCACGCAAGAUCUCUGUCCCUACUGUAUUCGUUGCGGGCAAGAGCGAUUGGGGCACGUUUCAAGAACCUGGCGCUGUGGAGGCCAUGGAACAAGGGAAAAGUGUCAAGGAAGGUUGCUACCGCGGCACCAUUCUGGUGGAUGGUGCAGGUCACUGGGUCAACCAGGAGCAGCCGGAGAGAUGUGUGGAAGAGAUCAUGAAGAUAGUCCACGAGGUAGAAGACAACGGAAGCAGGGCAAGCUUGUAGAGCGGACAGCCUGCCAUCAGAUAAUGAAUGCAAUGUUAACUUGGG
This is a messenger RNA of Exophiala mesophila, 1782 nucleotides long. RefSeq lists its product as uncharacterized. The transcript has a single exon. Gene Ontology annotation, molecular function: hydrolase activity. Bases 484 to 1737 code for a protein of 417 amino acids. The record is from RefSeq and is a predicted model, not a curated record. NCBI's taxonomy places the organism in Eukaryota, Fungi, Ascomycota, Eurotiomycetes, Chaetothyriales, Herpotrichiellaceae.